GGAAUGCUUCGCAAGUCUAUUGCCGUAGGGCUGAAAUAUUUAUGACCUUUGAUGUUACUGGCGGUCUGAUUACAAAUUAAGUACUGUGCUGUAAGCGGUUGUAAGGCGAAGUAACUGUAGUGUUGUUGUUGAUGACCGGUAUAGUAUUACGACUGCUGUAAAUCCAAAGACAUAAGCUGAACUCUUCGAAACUUCGUUCAUGUAGGAUUCACGAAUGUAUAUAGAGAAUGGAUCCUUUGGUAACAUCAACUCACACAAUUGAUUUCACAGAUCAGAUAUUCCGAGUUGAGUUUUCGCCAUAUGAAUGGUCACAGAAUAUAAUUUGUAUCGCCCUUGCAAAUAAAAUUGCUGUCGGCAAUGUGAAAUUUCAGGAGGAAGAUGAUGAUUUAGAAGAUGAAUUAGAGUUCCAGUUGUUAAAAGAGUUUCACCAUGAAACACGUGUAAGUGCUCUAGCAUGGAGCCCUGAAACUUCGUUAAGUGUGCUGCCAAAAUGUUUAUCAUUUGCUAGUGCAGGUGCAGACUACAAGCUUCGACUGUUCACCAGUGAUUUGGUAGCCAGUCAUACAUUACAGGUCCUCUGUGGUCACACAAACUAUGUGAAUUGUGUAACUUAUGAUCCAGAGGGACAGUUUCUGGCUUCAGUUAGUGAUGACCAUAAAUGUAAGCUCUGGAACAUCAAGGAAGAUAACAGUUGCACUGCAACAUUUUUCCUCACUUCUCCAGGUAUGGCUGUGUGCUUUCAUCAGGAGGCAGCUGGUAAGCUGCUGGUUGCUGAAAAGAAUGGAGUCAUUCACCUUUACAACGUUCUGAGUCACCAAGCCAUUCUGUCUGUAGACAGUGGAUCGAUUCCACUCAUGUCAGCUGAUUGGUCUUCCAGCAACAGUCUCUAUGUCGCUGCAAUUGCAGCUGGAGAGUUGUUGGUAUGGGACAUUUCUAGGCCCAGUCUGCCAAUAGAUGCACGACCUGUUCAUGUUGAAGGGGGCCAGUUGCUACGAUUUUCCCAGCUAAGUGAUCAGUAUAUCGCCACAGUUGGUCAGGCUGAUCUCCAGCUAAAGGUCACAUGUAUUAAGAGCAAACAACCGGCACUGACAGCAUCACUUCAGCUUGUGGGUGGCUUGACGUGGCAUUUUCGUUUACCUUAUGUCUGUGUGGGGAAUGAUCGUAAACUUUGCUUCUGGAAAGUUGCUACUAAAUGAGAGGAGGAAUACACUGUCAGGACAGGCAGAUAUCCUUGUAAUGUUGAGAAAUAAAUUCCCAGUCAGAAGAAUACAGAGCAGUAACUAAUUAUGAAAGUCAAAGGAGCAGGAAAUCAAACAGACUCCGGUUGUUAUCAGCACAAGGUUCAGAAGAUAACACGUGUAUUAACUGAAUUCAAUUAAUCAGAAAUGUUUAUAGAUAACAAAUGGAAAGAAGUCAUUAGUACUGAAUGUGUUGUUUGGAAAUACAAAUUUCUGAUUGAUCUGUUAUGUGAAGUAUCAGUCAUGCUGGACACUCAAGUAAUCCAUUUCUCUAAAGUGUAUGAAGUUUUUAUCAUCUGCAAAAUCUCAUAUAGAUCCUGGAAAUGGUUAUCUCUUUGUUGGUUCUGGAAUUAUUCAAAAUAAUUUAUAAUAACCUAUUAAUGAAAUGCAAAGAAACAUUUUAUUAAUGCCAUAAUGUCAAAUAUCCCUAGUGGAUAAUAUGUAUUAAAAUUAAAUUUUUAUUACAAAUUUUAAUAUUUAUUGAGAAUCUCCUUCAGAUCCAUAAAUGGCAGGAGAGAAAAACAGAAGUUGGACAUAUGUACAUAACAUUUCUGCUGUGCCCUGAGUACAAAAAGCACAUUAAAUAUGAUACAAUUAGUUAUACUUUCAUUUGUCUUGUAAUAGUCUUAUGUAUGUUCUUGCAUCUGUAGUUUUAUAUAUGAAUAAAGGAGAUACUGGGAUUUAAUAAAUGUAAUUCAGUAAAAU
This is a messenger RNA of Cryptotermes secundus, 1943 nucleotides long. RefSeq names its product nucleoporin Nup37 (gene Nup37). Bases 228 to 1196 code for a protein of 322 amino acids. Gene Ontology annotation, molecular function: protein binding. The record is from RefSeq and is a predicted model, not a curated record. The transcript has 6 exons. Gene Ontology annotation, cellular component: nuclear pore outer ring. NCBI's taxonomy places the organism in Eukaryota, Metazoa, Arthropoda, Insecta, Blattodea, Kalotermitidae.